AUGUCCAUCGACAAGCACGACGCCGUCGACGGCGACACGCCCGAGUCCCGAGGCUCCAGCCUCGAGGCCGACCACCAUGCUUCUGCCAACAACGCCAACAACGCCGCUGGUAAUGCCUCUCAGGAGAACCAGCAGCCCAAGCGCAAGGGCGGCCGCAAGCCCAUCUAUGCCACUUCGGAGGAACGCAAGCAGCGUAACCGACAGGCGCAGGCCGCCUUCCGUGAGCGCCGUACUGAGUACAUCAAGCAGCUCGAGGAGGCCAUUCGCGUCCAUGAGUCGAACCUUCACAACCUGCAGGCUGCUCACCGUACUGCUGCUGAUGAAUGCCUGAUGCUUCGCUACAAGAACUCUCUCCUCGAGCGCAUCCUGCUCGAGAAGGGCAUCGACGUUCAAGCCGAGCUCCGCGCCAAGACUGGCAGCCCUAACCUGGGCCCUACCCAUGUUCCCCAGAACAUGGUACAGCCGCCACCGAUCCAGCGCGCCAUCAUGGGCAGGCACCAAGCUCGGAGAUCCAACUCGAGUAUUGCUCCGAAACUGGAGCCUGGUAUCGGGGCCCUACCCCCGCUCCACGCUCACACCUCGACGGCAUCACCCAAGAGCCGCCCGACGCCUUCGUCGCACGCCAACUCGCCCACCGGAACCGCAUCCGUCUUUGGCGGCCCUUCGGCCGUCUCUCCUGCCGCGUCUGACCACGCUCCCCGGAUGGCUGGCGCGAUGAAGUCGCACAUCAGCCCUCUGGCGCCCAUGAACCCUGCCACUCGGGCGCACAUGAUGUCGAGUGGUCCCGCUCGCGUCGGUACCGGAGCUCAGUACUAUCCUACGCCGGCAUUCCAGAACCACAUUGAACAGCUUGAGCAAGAAUAUGAUGCUCCGGCUGACAUGGUCGACGAUUCGGAGAUGGACACUCCGAGCGGCCCGGGGCCUUACCCCGCGCAGUAUCAAGACGGCCAACCAUCAAUGGUGACCUCGCCUAACGGCGCACACAACGGCCAUCACGUUACGCAAGGCGAGGCUGUCCAGUCGUCUCAGGCACCACACGGCGCAUAUCCUUCCAUGACUCAGCUUCUCGACAACGGAGGCGAUUGGGACCCCUUUGGUCUCAGCGCGAGCAUGGCCUUCCCCACGCAAUUCUCCUUCGACACUAGCAAUAUGAGGGCGGCAUUUCAUGACAGCGUCGAGACGAAUUCUUACGACAGAGCCAACGGCGAUAACGGCUCCCUUAAUUUCCACGGCGAAAUCACUUCUUACUUCACCCGGGAGAAGUUGCGAAAACGACUCUCGAGACACAGAUGA
Verticillium nonalfalfae is the source of this 1293-nucleotide messenger RNA. RefSeq lists its product as uncharacterized. Gene Ontology annotation, cellular component: RNA polymerase II transcription regulator complex. The record is from RefSeq and is a predicted model, not a curated record. Gene Ontology annotation, molecular function: transcription cis-regulatory region binding; DNA-binding transcription activator activity, RNA polymerase II-specific. The transcript has 5 exons. NCBI's taxonomy places the organism in Eukaryota, Fungi, Ascomycota, Sordariomycetes, Glomerellales, Plectosphaerellaceae. Bases 1 to 1293 code for a protein of 430 amino acids.